CUACAUGUAGUAGUUCGUGAUUAAAGAUAAUAUCUUUAAUCGUGCUAUCACAGAAUAGAUGAAUUUCAUCUAUUCUGUGGUGCUAUUCUGAUUCCAUAGCGUUGAUUGCAGGGCUUGACUGGCUGGGAUUAGUUAAUACUUAAUUGGUCUAUGAUAAAAGCAUAGUAACUAAUAAAGCUAACAUGGCUAAGUAACAGAAGAAGUUGUACCUAAUUGAAAAACAAACAAUGAAGAGGACAUAGUUCAAUAUGGUACCUACCAUGAAGAACAACUACUGAUGAUUACACGAUCAAUUCCAAGUACAAUGAUAUAAUACACAGUUAAAGAGAGUUGUCAAUCCCACUUAUUAGAUGUGAUGAUCAAAUAUUUAAUGGGAGUAUUGAACAGGAAAAUAUUGAAGAUCGAGCAUUUAAUAGAAUUACAAAAGAGGAAAACUAUUGAUGAAACAGGCCAUAUUAACAAUGAUAAGUCAUGUUAAUGAUAGUCAUAUCAAAUAGGAACUAAAAUGAAGAAUAAGUCAACACAAUUGAUACCCAAAUAAAAAUUAAAGUAUUCAAUUAUUGACUGUUAAUAAUUUAAAGAACAUUUUUAAACAAAAUCAACUCUUCAGCAUUCAUUACUUGUAUGAAUUCGGACGAGGCAUUGGGAAAAUCCAUUGACUGGUUUCUGUGAUAAAAUGUCUAAUACAUCCAAUUUACCUGCGCAUACAAGGACACAUAACGGAGAAAAACCGCAUAACUGUAAUCUCUGUGAUAAAAGCUUUUCUACAUCAUCAAAUUUAACAAAUCAUAUAAGGACACAUACCGGAGAAAAACCGUAUAAGUGUGAUAUCUGUGAUCUAGCUUUUUCUCAAAAAACAAAUUUAAAAACUCAUACAAGGACACAUACCGGAGAAAAACCGUAUAUAUGUGAUAUCUGUGAUCAAUCUUUUUCUAAAGCAAGUAUUUUAAAAACACAUAAAAGGAUACAUACGGGUGUAAAGCCGUAUGUAUGUGGUAUCUGUGAUCAAGCUUUUUCUCAAGCACAUCAUUUAACAAGACAUACAAGGACACAUUCUGGGAAUAAGCCUUAUAAAUGUGAUAUUUGUGAUAAGGGGUAUUCUACAUCAAUAGAUCUUACAAGGCAUAAAAGGACACAUAGUGGAGAAAAGCCAUACAAAUGUGGUAUCUGUGAUCAAGCCUUUUCCCAAGCAUAUCAUUUGACAAGGCAUACAAGGAUACAUACUGGCGAAAAGCCGUAUAAAUGUGAUAUAUGCGAUAUAAGGUUUUCAGGAGCAUCAGAUUUAACAAAACAUACGAGAACACAUACCAGAGAACAACCGUAUAAAUGUGAUAUAUGUGAUCAAGCUUUUUCUCAAGCACAUACCUUAAAAACCCAUAAAAGAACACAUACGGGAGAAAAGCCGUAUACAUGUGAUAUCUGUCAUCAAGCUUUUUCUCAAGCACAUCAUUUAAAAGGGCAUACAAGGACACACACUGGAGAAAAACCGUUUAAUUGUGAUAUAUGUGAUCAAGCUUUUUCUCAAGCCCAUAGUUUAAACACCCAUAAAAGAACACAUACCAGUAUUGAGCCAUAUAAAUAUGUUAUCUGUGAUUUAGCGCCUUCCCAUGGGCAAAGAUAAUAUUAAUGUUUAGACAAUUAUCAUAUCAGAGUUAGACUAGUGUUAAACCAUGUAUAUAUUAUGUGAAAUGGUGGAUUAUUAAAUAUUUUCUUAUAAAAAUAUCAUUAUUUUUGUCAAAUCAAAUUAUUCAAUUCUAAACUAAUAAAGUGCGUCUAAUCAUGCAAUUCUGCCCAAUGCAUACAUCCCACAAUAAAAAAAAAUAAAAAUAAAACAACCAUAAGCAAUCCAAUUAAAAUGUAUUUUUAAAUGGCUGUUACCGUAUAAUUCAGUACCUCAAGUACUCAAUUAAUGGCUCUUCCAGCACCAGUAAUAAGAUGUUACCGAAAUUUGUAUACAUAGUAAUACAUGAUCAAAACAUCACAAUUUUUGAUUUUUUAAAACAUUAAAUAGGUAGGUGAAAAUAACAUUGAUACUCAAUGAUAAUAAAUAAUAAAAAAUUAA
Molecule: messenger RNA, 2062 nt
Organism: Acyrthosiphon pisum (pea aphid)
Lineage: Eukaryota; Metazoa; Arthropoda; Insecta; Hemiptera; Aphididae
Product: zinc finger protein 239
Exons: 4
Coding region: 677-1621 (314 amino acids)
Biological process (GO): regulation of transcription by RNA polymerase II
Cellular component (GO): nucleus
Molecular function (GO): DNA-binding transcription factor activity, RNA polymerase II-specific; RNA polymerase II cis-regulatory region sequence-specific DNA binding
Source: RefSeq, a predicted model, not a curated record